CUCCCUCUUCCUACUAAAUCUCUUCACUCUUCUAUCAACGAAUAUGAAAUUCUUUACUACUGCUGCUCUUUUGGCUUUAGCCGUUGCUAUCGUCAGCGCUGAUGUUGCCACCGUCAAAGCUGACGUUGCUGCUAUUGAUUCAGCAGUGACCGAUUUGAACAACAAAUUAGCAUCAAACAAUAUUAACUAUUUCAGCGCUUUGGCUAUUCACGACUCCGCUCAAGCAUUAGACAAGAAAAUUCAAACUGCUACAAGUGACGUAAAUUCAAACACUGAAACCGUGACUGAAUCUGAUGCACAAGAUAUUAUCAACACUUUGACAGGUACAGAAGUAAACGUUAAAACUGCAACCGAUCGUUUGGUAACAUUGAAACCUAAAUUUGACUCUCUUGGCGUUUCAAAUUUGGCAAAACAAGAUAUUGCUGCUUUAUCAAAGGACACUGACGCUUUCGGAAAAGCUCUAGUCGCCGCUGCUCCUGCUGAUUUGCAAUCCAAGGCGCAAUCUUUGGCUGAUGAGUUCAACGCCGAUUUGAAAAACGCUGCUACCGCUUACGGUGCCUAAGGGAUGGUGUAAUAGUGCUUUUCAAACUCAUCCGAAUUUCAUCCUUCUACCACCUUUAAAACAAUUUCGCAAUAAUAUUCACCACAUCUACCAAAGUUUUGUCUAGCUACAAAGAAGAUCGUCGAGCUUAAUCGGUAG
Meira miltonrushii is the source of this 700-nucleotide messenger RNA. RefSeq lists its product as uncharacterized. The record is from RefSeq and is a predicted model, not a curated record. Lineage: Eukaryota; Fungi; Basidiomycota; Exobasidiomycetes; Exobasidiales; Brachybasidiaceae. Gene Ontology annotation, cellular component: extracellular region. Bases 44 to 562 code for a protein of 172 amino acids. The transcript has a single exon.